Messenger RNA from Penicillium cinerascens, 2400 nucleotides. Its product is annotated as flavin monoamine oxidase family protein. Lineage: Eukaryota; Fungi; Ascomycota; Eurotiomycetes; Eurotiales; Aspergillaceae. The coding region runs from base 1 to 2400 and encodes 799 amino acids. The record is from RefSeq and is a predicted model, not a curated record. The transcript has 7 exons. Gene Ontology annotation, molecular function: oxidoreductase activity.
AUGUCCCUCAAAAGGUCGCAUAGCCAGUGGCCUGAAGUUAUCCCCUCAUUUAUUCGCCGACACGAAGAACAUGUCGAUUGGGACAAUCUCGGUGCCGCCACUCGUGCAUGGAGGCAUUUUGUUCGUGAGCGGUGGGUCGGCGGCGACACCGCAGAUCAACAGAAACGAGAUCUGAUAGAAGAAUGGGCGACAGCAGACCAAGAAUUUCGAGAUGGCUAUCAAUCCCGAGCACCAGAGGACGAGCCUAAUUUUUUCGAAGGCCCCGAACUUAAAGACGAGUCUUUCAUUAAAAGUGACGUUGAAGGUUCAUGCAUGGUCUACAUCUGUAUCACCGAAUUGAACGAAGAGAAACAAGCCCUACUGGCCAAGGCUAUCCUGGGUUUAUUUCCAUGGGAGGAAGGCGAGGAAUUUCUAGCGGACGAAAUUGUGAUGUUUUUGCCCGUGAAAGAUAAUCAAGAUAUUCUCGAAACUUUCAAGCUCCAGCAAAGCGUCGCCCGGCCCGAUUUUCUCGAUAUGCAUAUGGCGCUUGAUGGAACGGUGCUUUUCAGGGAUUGUUAUCCCAAGCUGAUUAUUGAUGACCGAACCCUGGAGACAGGCCUGGGGCUUUGGGUUCAGUUCGAAACGAACGGUAUCUAUGAAACGGCCUACCGGGCCCAAAUUAUGUCGGCAGAACAUGCCGAAUGUUAUCGUGACAUUGGUCCUGGCAAUCAGAGGUCGAUACCGCUCGCGUUGCAGUAUAUUGAGAAAAGAUAUCCUGAUCUUAAUGAGAAUAGGGAUCCGAAGUUUAUCUUAGAGGAUGAGCCAGUCGAUAUGCGGAAGCCGAUUGUGGACAUCUACCAGGGUGAGGAAGUCGAUCUAGUGGAUGACUAUGCUCCUGGCUUUCGUGAGGCAGAGGAGGAGGGCAAUGGCCUAGCGAUCGGAUUUGAUUUGCGAGGGAUACUUGCGAACGAUGGAAGUUCCUUGAGAAUCACCAUUCCCAGAUGGGAAUUGCCGCUUUUAAAAGUAUAUAACACAGAAAAGCAUUACGACGUGGUGGUUGUUGGCGCCGGGUUCAGUGGCCUCCAAGCCGCUCCCUCGGUGCGGGCGACGGGCUUCAACGUUUGCGUGGUGGAGGCUACCAACCGCGUCGGCGGGAAGACUUUGACUGUCCAGUCUUGUGAGAAGGGAUUCAAUGAUCUAGGUGCAUCCUGGGUCAAUAACACCAAUCAGAGUGAGAUGUUCAAGCUCUGCAAGCGAUAUGGCGUCGAUACCGAAAUCCAACGCGACCAUGGAGACACCGUCAUCCAGUCCGCGGACGGGUCAAUUACCAAAGUGCCAUUCGGGCAGCUGCCAGGAAACCCAGAUGUGUUGCUAGGACUGCUUGACGUGUUUCGAACCACAUGCUCGCUGAUCGACUUGGACAACCCGACCAAAAGUGCCCGCGCCAGAGAGAUCGAUCAACCCACCUUCCGCGAAUUUUGCAUUCAAGAAUCCCAGUCGGAGGAUGCAUUGGACAUCGCCAACUUGCUGUCCACAUGCCUGGUCGGGGUGGAGAGUGACGAAGUUAGUGCCCUAUUCAUGCUGCUCUACUUCAAGAGUGGCGCUGGCAUCGACAACAUUAUCUCGGACCAGAAAAAUGGUGGGCAGUACCUACGAAAUCGGCAAGGAAAUCAAACAAUCUCCCAAAGAAUGGCAGAAGAACUUGGUCCGAACUCCGUCUUUCUCCGCAUGCCGGUCACUUCUAUUGACCAGCUGCGAGAUGGAUGCUGUGCGGUUCACACAGAGGGCGGCAUAAGCUUCCCCUGCAAAAGAGUAAUCGUCUCCAUCCCUACGACUCUAUAUCGUCAAAUUGCUUUCAAUCCUGCGCUGCCGAAAAGGAAGGCUAUUCUGAGCGAGAACACAGCAACGGGAUAUUAUACUAAGGUGAUCUACGUGUUUAAGGAGCCUUGGUGGCAAAAAGCUGGUUUCUCGGGUGUACUGGACUCCGACAAGGGCCCGAUCAUUUUCACCCGAGACACAAGUAUUCCCGCAGACAAUCAGUGGUCGAUUACUUGUUUUAUUGUGGGUGAUAAAGGUAGGAGCUGGUCCAAGUUGCCCCGGGCUGUUCGCCUUCAACGGGCUUGGGAACAAUUCUGCCGGGCCUUCGGCACAUUUGUCCACGUCCCUGCACCUACAAACACGUUGGAAAUGGAGUGGAUCAAGGAGCCUUUCUUCUUUGGUGCUCCUUGCCCGAUCACGACCCCGGGGGUGCUCACAAAGGUAGGCGAUGAAUUGGCCACUCCUGUUGGACGGGUGCAUUUUGUAGGCACCGAGACCUCCCGUGACUGGCGUGGAUAUAUGGAAGGCGCCGUCCGGUCUGGCCAGCGUGGAGGUGCAGAGGUGGUCAAGGCAUUAUUAGCAGAGCCUGUAGCUCAUCUAUAA